Molecule: messenger RNA, 1272 nt
Organism: Diorhabda carinulata
Lineage: Eukaryota; Metazoa; Arthropoda; Insecta; Coleoptera; Chrysomelidae
Product: angio-associated migratory cell protein
Exons: 1
Coding region: 74-1198 (374 amino acids)
Molecular function (GO): protein binding
Source: RefSeq, a predicted model, not a curated record
UAAAAAUAUAGGUUAGAUUGUUGAAGUUGUGGUUAUUGUUUGAAAUAAAAUUAGUAUAAAUUUUAGGUAAAAUAUGGAUGAUUUUGAUUUACCGGAAGAGUUCCAAGAAGUAGAAGUCAUUUAUUCGGACGGGGAAGACGAUGAAGAUUCUAUUGAACACAUGUUAGAUGAAAUCACCAUAGACGAUGAAAUAGAAACUGAGAUAAUAGAUUUAUCUGCAUCGACUUUUAAAAAGCAUUCAAAUGCUGUUUUCAGUUCAGAUUUAUCUAAAGACGAUAAAAUAGCGGUAACGGGAGGUGAAGAUGAUGUAGGUUAUGUUUGGAAUUUGGAAACCUGCGAAGUUAUUUUCGAAUGUUCUGGUCAUAAAGAUUCCGUAAUCGAAGUGUGUUUUAAUUUUGAUAAUAAUUUCGUGGCAACCGCUGAUAUGUCUGGUUUGGUGCAAGUUUGGAGCGUUAGUGAAAAAAAACUUACGUGGUGUAAUGAAGGGGACGAUAUAGAAUGGUUAACUUGGCAUCCGGCAGCGAAUGUUUUAUUCUGUGGUUGUCAUUUUGGUGAUAUAUACGUAUGGCAAAUACCUCGGGGGAAUUGUAAAGUGUUGGCUGCUAAAACUCGUUUUUCCACUACUUGCGGGCAAGUUUUACCCAACGGAAAGCAACUUUUAGCAGGUUAUGACGAUGGACAUAUCAGGUUAUGGGAUAUUAAACAAUGUAGCGUCCAAUGGAGUAAUGAUCAGUCAAAAACUGUGACAAAUUUAGAUAUCAACAGUGAAGGAACUUUAGUUAUCAUUUCUCCAGAUUCAAGAUUGAUUAAAUUAUCGGAUGGUAAAACAAUAUCUGUUUUGUUACCUGACGGAGAAUCCGAGAUAGAAACCGCGAUAUUCAAUUCUAAAUUAGGGAUACUCGCUACUGGGUCGAUAUCGGGACAGUUGUGUGUUUGGGAGAUCGGAAGACAAACUUUGAGACAUCAAGCAAGGAUAGAAUGUGCUGUAACGGUGAUGAAAUGGGGACCUGAUGGUAAAAUAUUCAUUGGGGCCACGGACGGAGCCGUUUAUAUGUGCGAUGUCAAAACGGGAACUUUAUUGGAAACUUUGACUGGACAUAAAUCAGAUAUUCUCAGUAUAUCUGUUUUUAAACUUACUAACAAGAUUUUGACCACAUCAGAAGACGGUACUGCAAAAAUUUUUGCAUUUAAAGUUUGAAAAAAUUGAUAUUUUGUGAUUGUAUUAAAAUUCGUAUAUUUUUAUGUAUCAUACUUUUGGUAAUUAAAUAUUGA